Molecule: messenger RNA, 1358 nt
Organism: Pteronotus mesoamericanus
Lineage: Eukaryota; Metazoa; Chordata; Mammalia; Chiroptera; Mormoopidae
Gene: JMJD7
Product: jumonji domain containing 7
Exons: 8
Coding region: 8-958 (316 amino acids)
Molecular function (GO): 2-oxoglutarate-dependent dioxygenase activity
Source: RefSeq, a predicted model, not a curated record
UGGCGUUAUGGCGGAGGCGGCUUUGGACGCCGUGCGGAGGGAGUUACGAGAAUUCCCGGCGGCCGUAAGAGAGCUCAGCGUGCCUCUUGCUGUGCCCUACCUGGACAAGCCCCCAACUCCACUUCACUUCUACCGGGACUGGGUCUGCCCCAACAGGCCCUGCAUCAUCCGCAGCGCCCUGCAGCACUGGCCGGCCCUCCAGAAGUGGUCGCUCCCCUACCUCAGAGCCACAGUGGGCUCCACAGAGGUGAGUGUGGCUGUGACCCCAGAUGGCUAUGCGGAUGCCGUGCGAGGGGACCGCUUUGUGAUGCCUGCCGAGCGCCGCCUGCCCCUGAGCGAUGUGCUGGAUGUGCUGGAGGGCCGAGCCCAGCACCCAGGAGUCCUCUAUGUGCAGAAGCAAUGCUCCAACCUGCCCACGGAGCUGCCCCAGCUGCUGCCUGAUCUGGAGCCCCACGUGCCCUGGGCCUCCGAGGCGCUUGGAAAGAUGCCCGAUGCUGUGAACUUCUGGCUGGGGGAGGCGGCUGCUGUGACAUCUUUGCAUAAGGACCACUACGAGAACCUCUACUGUGUGGUCUCUGGAGAGAAACACUUCCUGCUACAUCCACCCAGUGACCGGCCCUUCAUCCCUUAUGAGAUGUACACACCAGCAACCUACCAGCUAACUGAAGACGGCUCCUUUAAGAUGAUAGAUGAGGAGGCCAUGGAGAAGGUGCCCUGGAUCCCGCUGGACCCAUUGGCUCCAGAUCUGGCUCGGUACCCCAGUUACAGUCAGGCCCAGGCCCUUUGCUGCACCGUUCGGGCUGGCGAGAUGCUCUACCUGCCGGCUCUGUGGUUCCACCAUGUCCAGCAGUCCCAUGCCUGCAUUGCUGUGAAUUUCUGGUAUGACAUGGAGUAUGACCUCAGGUACAGUUACUUCCAGCUGCUUGACUCCCUCACUAAGGCCUCAGGCCUUGACUGAUGGAGCCUGGUGAAUAUCAUUGCCAAGGACAAUUCGUGGAAGAUGUUGCAUCCCUCCUGGGCUAGGUGAAUUCUGGAGGCAACAUGGAGUCAGAGUGUGCUGGCUCCUCACCCAGGUCAGCUUGCGACCAGCUUUGCCAGAUCUCUGGAGGCGCCCUGGAGGACAGGAGGCCCUGGACGGGUGUGGGCGUGGGCCCACGCAGGCGAGGCAGCGUUCUGUGCUGCAGGAGCGGCCGGGCUCCAGGUGCACGCUGCCUUUCACCUCCGUGACCUGGGGUGUGUUAGUGCCUCGGAGCAUUGGUGUCCUGUCUGUACAACAGACAACGAUUGUUCCUACCUCACUGGACUUGGAGAUGCUAUCUGUAAGCACAGCGUGAGGUUGGCCCGGAGGAAUUGUUCAA